UCAGUCAGUCAAUCAUACUUCAUACGUAAAUUUCGCACAAUAGAUAGCACGAAUUUUUGAUUGCGAGUGGAACUUUAUAAAGUUAAUAACAGUAAUGAUGUUAUUGUAGUGUUUUGCCGUGUGGUGCGCUUCCAGCCCAACCAUGGGCUACGAUAUUGGAUGGAUUAUACCGCGCCUGCGGAAUCCAGGAAGGCUAUGGCACUGCGCGAGCUCUAUCACUGUUGCUGUCGUCGGUUUAUUUAGUAAAAUUAUCUUAGAGUUCCUGAACAAGACGACGGUGUACAACCGCGAGGCGCUGGCGGCGGCGGUGCGGCGGCCGCGGGGCCAGCCCCUGCUGACCGUGUCCAACCACCACUCGUGCUUCGACGACCCCGGCCUCUGGGGCGUGCUGGACCUGGCGAGCCUGACGCGGCCCGCGCGCAUGCGCUGGUCCCUCGCCGCGCACGACAUCUGCUUCACCAACGCGCUGCACUCCUGCUUCUUCGCCCUCGGCAAGUGCGUGCCCGUCGUGCGCGGCGCCGGCGUGCACCAGCCAGCGAUGGAUUUCUGCGUGGAGCGUCUGUCGCGCGGCGAGUGGGUGCACAUCUUCCCCGAGGGCCGCGUCAACGUGAACAAGGAGCACAUCCGCUUCAAGUGGGGCGUGGGCCGCCUCGUGGCCGACUGCAGCGCCGCGCCGCUCAUCGUGCCCGUCUGGCACGAGGGCAUGGACGCCGUGCUGCCCAACACCGAGCCCUAUCUGCUCAAGUUCCGGAAGCAGGUGUUCCUCAACGUGGGCGAGCCCAUCCAGAUACACCACCUGCUGGACAAGUUGCGCAGCUCCAACGCCAGCGAGGAGGAGACGCGCGCGGCCAUCACGGCGCGCAUACAGGACGAGCUACUGCGCCUGCGCGACGCCACGCGCGCGCUCAUGCGCCGCGCCGCGCCGCUCUCCGCCAACGGCUCCGCGCCGCAGCCCGAGCGCGACUCCGAGCUCUAGCCGCCCCCCCCACACUCUCUGUCUACGUUUUUAUGAAUCUUUACGGUGUUGUCGUUUGUGACUAAUCUUAGUACUUUUACAUCGGACAAAGAACUCGUAACGUAACACAUUAUGAUGAAGCUCGGGCUCGCUCGAGGACGACGCGUCUAGUCGCACGUUCAUUCCGAUGCAAUUUCGAGUAGUUAAGUUUUUCAUUAGUUAAUACAUAGCGGGCGGCAUAAUGUAAGUUUUAUUACGUGGGAAUUUUUAUCGGUAAGGUUAAGGUGUCCCCUGGAUGUCAGUGUCGUGGCGAUGUGUUCGUGUAUGUGUGUAGGGCCUAGCUCGCGGCGGCUGCGCUUAUUGUCGACGUCGUUAGAGCUCGUAUUUUAUAGUUACUCAUUUCCGAAAAUCAUUUUAUAACAAGUUUUUGGAUAAUUUUUACACCAGUUUACCUAGUCCGUAUCAUUUAUAUCGCGUAGGAUAGCAAUUAGCGUCGGUGUCUCCUAGUACGUGUACACGCCACACGGGGGCCCGGGCCGUCGUGGGGUUCCAAUACAUAUUACUAGAUAUCGUAAAUUGUGAUGAGAGAUAUAAUUCAAUGGCUCCGCCAUCUCUACAACCAAAGACUGUUGCACACAGAGUGUACAUAAUAUAUCCAAAAUAUUUUUAAACAAGUUUAUUAAAAUAAUCUUUUAAAUGACUAUAUUUUCCGCGAAAAUGUAAAGUUUACAGAGAUUGCAGUUUGGUGAAAUCGGUUCUUAUAUUCCUAAGUCCUCCGUUGUAAAGGUCUACAAUGCAUGCGAAUUGUCCGGAAAUGAAAUAUUUAAACACACUAGUGCUCGGCCACCAGAGUGAAUGCUAAGCAAUGUAAAUAAACAAUGAGGCGACGAUGGUCGAUCUCUCCGCUGUCAGUAAGCCAGUCCAGUCUUCCGUACAAUACUUUAUCUAUUUAUUGUUAAUUUUAUAAGAUUUUAUCAGGCGGCACUGCGCCUGCGCAGGGUGCAGUCUGUGCACUCGGGCGCCGUCUUGUAUAUAAGUAUGUAUCGUAGUUAGACGCUCUAGUAUUGUUGUGUUAAGCCUUAACAUAAUCAUGUUCUGUUGUCCAAACAAGUAUGAUAUGCUUUUUGAGGAAUUAAUUUUUUCAAAAUAAAUCGAUGGACUUACAA
Spodoptera litura is the source of this 2121-nucleotide messenger RNA. It is a transcript of the gene Taz, whose product is annotated as tafazzin, phospholipid-lysophospholipid transacylase. Gene Ontology annotation, biological process: cardiolipin acyl-chain remodeling; inner mitochondrial membrane organization. Gene Ontology annotation, molecular function: 1-acylglycerophosphocholine O-acyltransferase activity. The record is from RefSeq and is a predicted model, not a curated record. Gene Ontology annotation, cellular component: mitochondrial membrane. NCBI's taxonomy places the organism in Eukaryota, Metazoa, Arthropoda, Insecta, Lepidoptera, Noctuidae.